Kwoniella botswanensis is the source of this 1113-nucleotide messenger RNA. RefSeq lists its product as uncharacterized. The coding region runs from base 1 to 1113 and encodes 370 amino acids. Gene Ontology annotation, molecular function: homoisocitrate dehydrogenase activity; magnesium ion binding; isocitrate dehydrogenase (NAD+) activity. The transcript has 6 exons. The record is from RefSeq and is a predicted model, not a curated record. NCBI's taxonomy places the organism in Eukaryota, Fungi, Basidiomycota, Tremellomycetes, Tremellales, Cryptococcaceae. Gene Ontology annotation, biological process: L-lysine biosynthetic process; tricarboxylic acid cycle; isocitrate metabolic process. Gene Ontology annotation, cellular component: mitochondrion.
AUGGCUUCAGCUGUCAAGAGGACCGCCCUUAAGCUGGGUAUGAUCCCCGCUGAUGGUAUAGGUAAAGAGGUUUUACCUGCCGCUCAAAGAGUUCUCGAAGCCCUCGGUUCCUCAAUCCCCAAACCGACUUUCAUCCCUCUCAAAGCAGGAUGGGAAGAAUUCCAAGCCAAUGGAAAGGCCCUUCCCGACGAGACAGUCAAGAUCCUCAAGGAAGAAUGUGACGCAGCAAUGUUCGGUUCCGUUUCCUCCCCCUCACACAAGGUCGCAGGUUAUUCUUCUCCUAUCGUCGCUUUGAGAAAACAUUUAGAUUUAUAUGCCAAUGUUAGACCAGUCUCUUCUGUACCUAUACCCAAUCAAAAAUCAUACCAUCAAUGUGAUAUGGUGAUUGUUCGUGAGAACACUGAAUGUCUCUAUAUCAAGAAAGAAGAGAUCAAAACCAACGAUGAUGGAUCGAAAAUUGCUUUCGCAACUAGACAGAUCACUUCUAGGGCCAGUUCAAGGAUCGGUAAGAUGGCUUUUGAAAUUGCCCUUAGAAGAGGUCAAGAGAGACAACAGGCUAAACAAGCUGGUAAAGAUGUUUGGUGGAAUGGUGAACCCAAAGUCACCAUCGUGCAUAAAUCGAAUGUACUCAGUGUGACGGAUGGUUUGUUUAGAGAGAGUGUGAGAGCCAUUAAGGAAGGUACGGAUAGAUAUAAUGGUGUCAAGAUGGAGGAACAAUUGGUUGAUUCCAUGGUAUACAGGAUGUUCAGAGAACCAGAGAUCUUCGAUGUCGCUGUCGCCCCUAACCUCUACGGUGAUAUCAUCUCCGACGGUGCUGCCGCUCUCGUCGGAUCUUUGGGUCUCGUACCAUCAAUCAACGCAGGUGACGAUUUCGUCAUGGGUGAACCUGUUCAUGGUUCUGCUCCUGAUAUUGAAGGUCAAAACAUUGCCAACCCAAUUGCGUCUAUCCGAUCCGCCGCCCUUCUUCUCUCAUCAUUAGGCUACGUCGAGCCCGCCUCUCGAAUCAACGCUGCCGUUGACGCAGUCUUGACUGAAGGUCAAUACCUCACUCCUGAUUUGGGCGGUAAAUCAUCUACUACAGAUGUCACCGAAGCUAUCCUCAAGAGGCUCUAA